UACACGUUAAAUUAAAUAAACAACGAAAUUGAAAGUAUUAUUAGUAUAUCAGUAACUUUAUUCGAAGGAUAUUUAUGUAUUGUUACCAAAAAAUAUUUACUGUAAAUAUUUGGGCGUUGACAGUUAACCAAUAAUUGUAAUUAAUAUUCAGAACGUGAAUUUACGAAUGUUGAUUUUGUGAAAAACUGCAUCAAAUUUCUAAAUAAAUAAAAGAUGCUUUAGAAUACAACAUCAUGGAGGAGUCGAAUAACGAAACAUUGGAUCUUUCGAGGCGUGGGUUGAAGAAAAUAGAGAAAGCGCCAAUCGAGGAUGGGAAAACUAUAAUAAACUUAAUCCUGGACCAGAAUGAGCUGCAACGGCUGGACAACCUGGACACGUACAAUCGCGUCGAAAACCUAUCAAUAUGCAACAACUUCCUGCUGCGAAUGCACAGUGUGUCUCGCCUCACCAACAUCCGCAUCCUGGCCCUCAACAACAAUGGCAUCCUGCAGAUCGAGGGGCUCAAAGACUUGAUAUACUUGAAAGUUCUCAAGUUGGCUGGAAACAACAUAAAAUCGAUAGAGCACCUCAACCACAACAUGCAUCUAGAACAUCUAGAUUUAUCCAACAACCAGAUAUCCUUCAUUGCUGAUAUCAGCUAUUUGAAGAGCUUAAAGCACUUGGCCCUGGAGCGCAACCGCAUAAUCGACCUCCGGCAAUGCGACCGCUACCUCCCGCCCAGUCUGGAGCACCUAGGGCUCGCGCACAACAACAUACAGGACCUGAACGAGGUGUCCCAUCUGGUGCAUCUCAGCAAGCUGGACAGUUUCACGGUGCAGGGGAACCCUUGCGUGGCGAUGGCGGGGAAGGAUAAGUUAGGGUUCGACUAUCGCCCAUUUGUCCUAAACUGGAUCCUAAAUGUAAAGUCCAUCGAUGGAUUCGUCGUCAGUGCAAUUGAAAGUUUAAAAGCAGAGUGGCUGUACAGCCAAGGCAAAGGUCGCCAUUAUCACUCCGGGCAACACCAGGAGCUAUGCGAGUACCUAGCGUCCACUUGCCCGUUGACAGCCGACGCGUUAGACACUGAGGACCAAAGGAAACUGCGACUCAUAUUGAGCAAGGCUCAGCAUCAUCAGCAACAGCUCAAGGACCAAAACCACAGCCCAAUAAAGCCCAAGUUACAAUCCCCGAGAAUGCAAUCUCGAAUGACGCCCCGGCACAUGGGCCGUUCCCCUGACCGCCUCACAUCGAGUUACCAUUCAGCGUUGACCAAAACGAGUUUGCCACAUUCCAUGUCCACGUCAUACACGGAGAUUCCGGCCGCUAUGAGCCAGAGCUUUGACUCCCCUGGCCUUUAUGAGAAGACUAAGGAAGAUAAAGAAAAAGAACUACCCACAAAACCAGUGAACCAAUCCCUCGAGGCCGCCUCAAAAAUGGUGCCCGUCCCGGAAUCCCUCAUGAGCCCCGACUACCAAGACCCGAUCUACGACAUACAACGCUCCAUACCCAAACCAAACUUACCAUCGAACACUUCAACGCCAUCUAGCAACAACAGUGCAACAACUAACAACAGUGUUCAUGAAGAUAAGCCUCAUAGGCCAAACACAUCAACGACAUCUAGUAACAACAGCGUACACGAAGACAGACCGCAUAGACAGAUAACGCAGCCGAAAGUUAUAAACAACAGUUUGAAAAGUUCGCCGAAGCUGCCGAAAAGUGCGACGUCUUCGCCGAAAAUGAAAGCUAAAAUGGAGCAGAGGAAAGGGAGUUUGAAACUGGAGAAUAAGGAGGAGGUUAAUGGGGUGGCUAAAGAUGAGAUUGAUCAGGAUAAAAUGGAAAUAAUAAAGCUAGCGUCAAAUCAAAGAAGGCAAAAGAAGAUGAGCGCAGAAUCCAUGGCAGCAGUUACCAUACAGAAGAUGUGGCGAGGGUACAGAAGUAGAAACCUAAAUAAGGAUACAUUAAGGAUUCUACAUGCAAUACAGGCGGCGAGAGCGAGGCAGCAUAUACAAAGGCUGACCUGUGACAUGGAAGCCACGAAAGCAGCGUUAGACAGCGAGCGGAAAAUACAACAACUGCAGAUGCAAGCCAUCAACGCGCUGUGGAAGAAGGUCUCCACGCUGCAGAACACGGAGUGCAGCAAACCGGACAACACGGAGUGCAGCAAACCGGACGUGCUGCGCCAGCUCAGCGAGACAUGCUGCAGCUUGCAGCAACAGGUGGUGGAGCUACAGGGGUGUAUGCAGCAAGUGUUACGAUGCGUUUUGCCGCCAGCCGCCGCGCCGGCUGCCACACAAACAGACAUUGUUGCCGUACAUUCGCCACAGGAGGAGCGGUGUACGUGGCUAAAGCGGCCGCAGUCGCUCUCGCUCGCCGCCGCCUCCGCGCCCGCUUCCGCCCUCGCUCCUGCUGAAACGGAACAACAAACUAGCAAAGUAAAACCCCAAAACGUCGAGCACACAGACACACUCACACAAGAACCGGAACAGACAGACAAACACGAAACGAGAGAAAAGGAGCUCAUCGUGGACUGA
This is a messenger RNA of Leguminivora glycinivorella, 2507 nucleotides long. RefSeq names its product centrosomal protein of 97 kDa (gene Cep97). NCBI's taxonomy places the organism in Eukaryota, Metazoa, Arthropoda, Insecta, Lepidoptera, Tortricidae. Gene Ontology annotation, molecular function: protein binding. The record is from RefSeq and is a predicted model, not a curated record.